Messenger RNA from Colletotrichum aenigma, 3951 nucleotides. RefSeq lists its product as uncharacterized. The record is from RefSeq and is a predicted model, not a curated record. The transcript has 6 exons. NCBI's taxonomy places the organism in Eukaryota, Fungi, Ascomycota, Sordariomycetes, Glomerellales, Glomerellaceae. The coding region runs from base 1 to 3951 and encodes 1316 amino acids.
AUGUCAUCUCCCUACGAAUCCGUUUCCGAUGACAGUCAACAACCCACAACCGAUCCGAUGUCAUCCUCACCAGAUCCAUACGAGGCCUCCUCCGAUGAGGAGGAUGACCACCGAAGUCCUCAGAUGGCAGGCACGCACUCACUGGGGCUGAACAAGAAUUAUGUCUUGUCUUGGAGACGACUGCACGCGUUUCGCGAGUUCAUCCAAAAUUGGAAGGACGGUAUCAUCGCGGCGUUUGACAUGGAUCCCCGAUCUUUCUUGCCGGUCUGGGACGAAACAAUGCCUGGAGUAAUCCGCAUCACAGUGCACCGCAACAUCGAAGGUCAACGAGAGCUCGUCGGCUUCAUCGUUCAUAAAGCCAAGACAGGCACAGUCGAGAUAGCCAACUUCAACGCCAACCUUUCUAUGGAUGAUUUGAGUAUCGGCGGCUCAACGAAGAGGAACAAUGAUAAGUUCGCUGGCGUUCAUGGUGAAGGAUUCAAGGUUGCAGCCCUCGUCAUGGUCAGAUCUGGGAUCCCAGUGCGCAUCCAAUCCACAUCUGCAAAUUGGAAUUUCGGAUUCAACGGAGUCACCAAAGAUCGAUUCUAUUGCAAGAUUUCCAAGCCUCAUACAAAGCAUGUUGAUUGUGAGACGGCCUCGCUUUCACAGCAGACAAUGGGAGGAACGCUGCGAUCCGAUCUGGUGUCGUACUCUUCCAUGGACGUGACGAUUCAGCUCUCCCAUCCAGCAACGGGUAGAGGCUACCGCAAGCCCAUCACUGCAGAAGAGUUCCGCGGCUGGACGACUGUGUCGCUUGAGUUGAGAAACCCCGAUCCCGACAAAAUGAUCCGAACGCAGCACGGGGACCUAGUCCUCGAUGAGAGGUUUGCAGGACAAAUCUACUUGAAGGGGUUCAAAGUGAGCGCCCCUACUCUUGGCAGCAAAUCUUACAGAUUCUGCUACAACUUUGCGACUGGAAAGCUUGGUCGUGACCGGGAGAGAAUGACGUCUCACGAGAAAGAGGCGGAAACGCUGGCCAAUAUCUGGGAGACAGCGGUGGCAGGCGACCAUGGCAACCUCGUGCAGCGUUACGUCGAGCUUUUCAGUGAAGACUGUGUUGACAUCAUCUCUGCUGAGAAGGCGUCCAGAAUCUUGGCCCGACGCAUCUGGGCCUGGCUGAGAACUAGUCAACCAGGCACAUUUUAUUUUUCGGAAGGCUCCGAUUCUAAGCAUGAAGGUGGUCAUCAGGUUGACAUUAUUCUGAACGAUAUCAAGAAGCAGCCUCGAAAGCUGGCCAAAGAGCUGUGGCGACUUCUUGUAAAGUACGACUGCGCCCGAACCCCCCAGCAGGAACGAAUCAGUCUGUUCUCGUCAUUCCAGCCUGUUGAGAAUGUGUUUGGCUACUUCGGUCUUAACAUCUCACGUAUACUGAAGUCAGUUCUGGCAAUGGAUACAGCACUUUCUGGAAUUCGGCUCCAAUUCGUACAAGGUGCUGACACCACCAUCGACCUUCACUUUGACCCGAAGAGUGGGGUGCUUCAGAUCAAUCAUAGAUGGCUCAAUUUUGAAGCCGUUCAUGUCGAAACUCCAUGCGAGUUCUUUGAGAUCGCGAAGCAUGAUGACGUUGACGAUAUUUUCUACUGCGACCAUGUGGUAGAAGAUUUGCUUGAGCUUGCCAUGAACCAUGUACGGGACUAUGUCGACAUUUCUCCUUCUAAAGCCAUCGAGCUACGACACCAGGCUCGGGAGUACAUUCGGCAGACCCCCAGAGGCGUCCAAGUUUCAACGACUUCCAAGGCUGGCGAGCUUCAAGUCCACUGGGUCCGAAACAACUAUGAGAUGGUGUCCAGGAAAUACCUCGAGAAGAAGGUCUGCAACGUCAAACUCCAUAGUCUCAGCACUUGUGAGACAAGACGUCAAGACCUCAUAAAAAAACACUGGUGCGAAUGCCCUUCGACGACAGUCCCACUGUCGCAAAGCUGCGUCCUCUUUGCAAAUCUCGACCCAAAUGAGGACUACUUUCCGGUGGUUUGGCGUGAAGGAGAGACUGCGUUCACUGCGUUUCCUCCUCAAUGCGUAUGCCCCCUGGAUAGAUCCGAGCCUAUUACGCCUCCAAGCGGUCGCUCUCAUUCCGUGAGCGUGGAGACGGAGUCUGACAUUGAUAUAUUGAUGAAAACGGACUCUGCAUACGACAACGAAUCGUCAGAGAUAGACAUUUACUCAGAACGAGACGUUUACUCAGAGGGAGACAUUUACCCGGGGCAAGAUAUUUACUCGGAGCCAGACAUUUACUCAGCUACACCACAGGCUCGUGACGACCCGCCGGUGGAAGAGGGCCUUGAUAGAGGAAUGGAAGCUCGUGAAGAGGCCAUCUCUGAACAUAUCUGGCAGAAUGAGGAGUUUCCUCAGCUUCGUUCAAUUGUUCUCACUCCACGAACAUUGUGCCGCUGCGAGGGAAAUGACAAGGAUAUGUUUCUUGAAUCUAGCCUUUACGACAGUCGUCUUGACAUUGAGUUCGAAAAAGACCGAUACUAUGAAAUCCGAGACAGUUCUCAGUGUUAUCCCGAUUACAUCGCUUGGGUCCACGACGUUCACGACGAGAGCGCUGGAUGUGUCCAAGAACAUCAUUUGAGCGUCACCAGGUUCUCGAUUCUUCGGCAAGAGCACCUGUUCCGGGGCGGAAGGAAACUGGAUGAGAGCGCCGAGAUUGGCGAUUUGAUGCUGCACUUCUCGUCCGUACAAAAUAUGGGAGAACAGAGCGACGCCGAGGUUAUCAUGAUCAAGGACAUCACAUUUGCCAAGGCCCUCAGCACGAGCUUCAGAGUCAGGUAUCGCCCUGUUUGUCACACACAUUCAUGCGUCCCAGCCAACGUGGACGGAUCCUCGAUGACAGAUGAAGACGCCAAGAAGGAGUUGUCUUGCCGCUUUGCUAGGUCAGUGAUCGAUGAAACCGUCACGAUCACACCCAUCAUCCCGAAGCGCCUAGCCCGUGAGGAACGGCCAGAGCGAAAGGGAUUCUCAAGCUCAUCCCCAGUCAGUGUCUUCGAUUUCACCCCGAACGUUCUUGGCCCAUUGGAAGGCUUUGCCGAGGCGGGAUUCAAUUCAUUCGCAGCUGUUGGGUUUGAUCCAGAGCACAGCAUCAGUUGGAAAGUGCGCUAUCCAAAUUGCCCCGUUUUUGAUGGUUCUCCUCAGCAGCUCUUCAAUGACUUGAGCUCUGGAACUCUGGAUACCCCCCACUUGCUGACAGGAGACCCGAUCAAAGUUUCCUUAGUGGCAGGACGGAACACUGACCGAUGCUCAAAGCCCAGGAUUGAACCCGAGCUCAAGGAGAGCUUUGUCGAUCGACUUGACAUCAUGGACUCCAUCACGAAAUCAAACUUUGAUCCGGACUUUCAAGUGCUUCAGAUGCCACCUGGGGUAUUUCACCCCAAUGUUUUUGAACGGUUCUCGUCCACAAUCUUUCAACUUCUCGAAAAGGGUGAGACCGUAUGUGUCAACAUCUCAUCACUGCAAAGUUUCGGCUGCGUCCGUCAGCGGUACCUGGUGAAUACCGUUGCCUCGCGGUUUCCUGGCUUGGCCGGCGUACCCAUCAAGCUCGCAGCCCAUCGAACUGAGGAUGACGAGUUCACGCACAUAACCGAUCUCAUCAAAGACCUGAGCUUCCUCAACCCGAGGCAGACGGAAUCUUCAGAGGAGGUGAGAGGCCAGUUCAUAUGCUUCCCAUCUGGGGAAUGGGGGGGCAGCAACGUGUCACCAAGUUACGUCUACAACCACAACACCAACAUCAGGCGUUCGGAGAUCGAAAGCCUUCGUAUAUCUCCGUCCUUCAAUCUCAGCCACUUAUCCCCUGAAGAUGCAGGCGAUUCUCAACGUCAGAGCUGCUUGACCGUUCUCGAGAUCGCGAAAAUCCAGCAUUUCAAAGACGACUUUGUGUUCUACGGUUCGCCUCUCAAGCAGUUGAGGAUGUUAUAG